Molecule: messenger RNA, 342 nt
Organism: Penicillium crustosum
Lineage: Eukaryota; Fungi; Ascomycota; Eurotiomycetes; Eurotiales; Aspergillaceae
Exons: 2
Coding region: 1-342 (113 amino acids)
Source: RefSeq, a predicted model, not a curated record
AUGAAGACGGAAAUGAAGACGGCAUGGACCUUUCAACAAGUCUUCGAGAAUCGACCGAAAAGCAAAAAAUUGACAAUCGAUUUCAUACAUUCUACCUCGUGGUGUGCGAUUUCGGUGUCUGCCGUGAUUAACUCUACAAUUCCUUUAAUGGUCGAGAACUAUACUUCUUAUAUUAAAUCAAUUAAUAUAAUGCAAGAGGACUUUAUCGCAGAGAGAGCCGACCACUUGAUUCUCCAGAACAACCUCGUAUACAUAGAAAUUCUCCAAAGGUACCAGAUUCUUCUCAUCUUCAGUGCUUAUGCUAAUCAAACCAUACAGAUUGCAAAGCUCCCAUCCUGUUGA